This is a messenger RNA of Suillus plorans, 1761 nucleotides long. Its product is annotated as iron reductase. Gene Ontology annotation, cellular component: plasma membrane. The transcript has 7 exons. Gene Ontology annotation, biological process: copper ion import; iron ion transport; intracellular iron ion homeostasis. NCBI's taxonomy places the organism in Eukaryota, Fungi, Basidiomycota, Agaricomycetes, Boletales, Suillaceae. The coding region runs from base 1 to 1761 and encodes 586 amino acids. The record is from RefSeq and is a predicted model, not a curated record. Gene Ontology annotation, molecular function: ferric-chelate reductase activity.
AUGGCUGCUCCAGUUGUUCCCAGUAGCUUUCAGAUUUACAACUCAUACGUCGAAGAUCCUAAAUGGCAAAUGAAUUUCACCAUAAUUUGGUGCUCUGGCUUAGCACUGGCUGUGGCUGUCUCUGUUCCGAGUUUGAUUCUUGGUUUGAGACAUGGACGUUCCCUCAAGGGAAUCGCUGGAAUAUCAGAGAUCAAUGGAUAUCAGCCCGCCCAUUCCGAUGGCAAGGAGCCACCGCCUACCCGUCAAAGACGUCCUAGGUUGGUUGGAGCUUGGAAUGCUCUUAUCUCACCGACGUAUUGGUCUCCUCCAAAGCUCGGGCUCAAUCUCGGACAAAUCAUAGUCUUAUUGGCGUACCUCGCAGCUGUACUCGUCUGCAUCAUAAAGGAUGCACCUCUUAUUUCUAAUCCGAACAGAGCGGGAUUUCUCGCUCUCGCACAGUUUCCGGUCGUUUUUUUGUUCGCAACAAAAAACUCAAUUCUGUCCUUAUUGUUAGGACCAGGGAAUGGCUACGAGAAACUCAACUUCAUACAUAGGAUGGCGGGAAGAGCCAUGUUCCUCGGCGGAUGCAUUCAUGGGUCCCUGUGGAUUCGCAACCAUUUACAGUAUGGACUUGCAAUUCUUGGUCCGCAGAAAGAGACUUCGGGAGUGGUUUCGCUCGCCCUCCUCUGCAUCAUCGUCCUUACGUCUUUGAGGCCAGUCAGGAGACUGUUUUAUGAGUGUUUCUUCGCCGUCCACGUUUUGACAUACGUGGCAUUCUUUGUUACCAUAUGCUACCAUACGUUGUAUGCAUCGCCGUGGAUAUUCCCUCCCCUUGCAUUUUACGGCGCAGAUGUUUUAUUGCGCCUAUUCCGCUAUCGAAUCAAGGAUGCUACCCUCACUGCGCAGGACGCUCACAUGACUUUGAUCCGCGUUCAUAAUUGCGACGAUGGCUGGCUUUCUGGCCAGCAUGUCAGAUUGCGCGUUUUCUUCUCCAACAGAGUUUUUGAAUCCCAUCCAUUCACUAUCCUCUCGGCACCACCGUCCCAUUCUUGCCUCUCCUCACCUGGGUUCCUUCUCGCUGCACGAAGCGAUGGAGACUGGACGCGGGCAUUGAAUAACUACACCCGACAGCAACAAGAACGUUCACAAAUCAAUGAGGAGGGCGAUUCGGGUGCUUUCGUUCAAGUCAUGCUGGAUGGUCCUUAUGGAGGGUCGAGUGUCGAUCUGGGUCUGUACGAAAGCGUGUUUCUUGUAGCCGGCGGGUCUGGGGUCACAUUCACUCUUGGUCUGCUGGACGACAUCGUCGGCAGGUGUGUUAAACUAGGCCGCAGUCAGGAUGAACGAACGAGGAGAAUUGAGUUCACCUGGUCCAUUGGAUCAUUCGGCCAGAUAGAAUGGUUUGCCCCGAUGCUGAUAGAUAUUGCUACGGCAGCAUCUAAUAGCACGAUCGACUUGCACAUUUCUAUUUUCGUAACGUGCCUUUGCGUUCCAGAAGCGGUACCUCAUAUCCCUAACUCCAUCGUCACACUCUCGCGUCCAUCUAUUCAGAAUAUCCUCAAGGACUUCAUCAAUGUUCCGCCAUCGUCUGAAAAGGAAGAUUCAAUCGAAACCCGAUGUGAAGACAGCCAGAAAUUGAUGGGCUUGGGUGGGGGAAUCGCGGUUUGCGCUAGCGGCCCAGAGAGCUUGACGAGAGACGCGCAGAAUGCAGUCGCGAGAUUGGGUUUGACAGUGGGUAUGGAUGUGGGGGGGAUAGCUCUACAUACAGAGCUGUUUAGUUUGUAA